AUGUCUCGAUGUCUGUCCUCAUCAGCAAGUGAAAAUCCUGCACAGUACACCUCAGUUCCAGCUCCAAGGAGGCUGCGUUUCAAGGUGCUGAGCCCAAGCAAACUCCUUGUCUCAUGGAAGGAGCCCAAAGGAGACUUUGACAGCUAUCUGUUCCUCUACAACAGUAUACCAGGUGGUCAGCAGAGGGAGAUCAUUGUGUCUAAAUCUGACACUAAGGUCUUAAUAACAGACUACAACCCCUCAAAAGACUACACUGUCAAUGUCAUCGCUGUCAGUGGCAGCGAGCAGAGCAGACCACUUCAGGGCAGACAUAAAGCUGAAAGAGGUAAGACUGACGGAGGAGACAAGACCGAGCCCCAGAGGCUGACUGAUUCAGUUGUACCUCCAGAGGAUGCCAACGAGAUCUCUGGAGUCGAUCAGUUUGUGUGCCACACUGAAGCCAUUGCAGACAUCGUCAUCCUGGUGGACGGCUCCUGGAGUAUCGGUCGGAUCAACUUCCGCCUGGUCCGCAUGUUCCUGGAAAACCUGGUCAAUGCCUUUGAUGUUGACAUCGAUAAGACAAGGAUUGGUCUGGCUCAGUACAGUGGUGAUCCCAGGAUAGAGUGGCAUUUAAAUGCUUUCUCCACUAAAGAUGCAGUCAUUGAUGCUGUCAAGAACCUGCCGUACAAAGGAGGAAACACUCUCACAGGCCUUGCCUUGACUUAUAUCUUGGAGAACUGCUUCAAGCCUGAGUCUGGCUCACGUGUUGGCGUGCCCAAGAUUGGGAUUCUAAUCACGGAUGGGAAGUCUCAGGAUGAUGUUAUACCGCCUGCAGAGAGUCUACGUAAUGCCGGGAUUGAGCUGUUUGCUAUUGGUGUGAAGAAUGCUGAUGAGAAUGAGCUGCGCUCCAUCGCCUCAGAGCCAGACAACACUCAUGUCUACAAUGUGGCCGACUUCAACAUCAUGAGCUCCAUAGUAGAGGGUCUGACCAGAAAAGUGUGUGAACAAGUGGAGCAGCAAGAUAAAGACAUCAAGGAGAAGCAGAUACCAGAGAUGAUCGGAACGCCACUUGACCUGGUGACGUCAGAGGUCACAGCCCGGAGCUUCAGGGUCUCAUGGAGCCACGCCCCCGGAAAUGUUGAGAAAUACAGAGUGGUUUAUUAUCCCGCUCAGGAAGGAGAACCACAGGAGGCUGUAGUGGACGGCAGUGAAACUUCAGUGGUGUUGCAGCAUCUCAGCUCUCUUACUGAGUACCAGCUGGCUGUGUUUGCUGUGUAUGCAAACGAGGCAAGCGAAGCUCUCAGAGGAUCAGAAACAACCCUUGCCCUCCCCACUGUGACUGGCCUGCAGCUGUUUGAUGUGACUCACAGCACCAUGAGAGCAAGAUGGGACAGCGUGGACGGCGUCUCUGGCUACAUGCUGCUUUACACACCUCUUACAGAUGACGGAGACUUGGACGAGAAGGAGAUCAAGGUUUCAGAUGCAGUGACAGAGCUGGAGCUGGAUGGGUUGAUCCCUCACACUGAAUACACCGUCACUGUUUAUGCCAUGUAUGGAGAGGAAGCCAGUGACCCUACUACAAACCAGGAAACUACAUUACCAUUGAGUCCUCCCAGUAACCUCCAGUUCUCUGACAUCACCCAUAACUCCGCCCACAUCAGCUGGGACCCCGCACCCAGCGGAGUUAAAGGUUACCGAAUCAUGUGGGUCAAGACAGACGAACUAGUCACAGAGGAGGUGGAGGUCGGUCCAGUGAGCUCUUAUGACCUCAGCGAGUUGACAUCUCUGAUGGAGUACUCAGUGGCCAUCUUUGCCCUGUAUGACAACGGCCAGUCAGAGCCGCUCAACGAUGGAUUCACUACCACUCCAGUUCCUGGUCCUCUGAAUCUACGCUCCAGUGAUGUCAGCACAGACAGCUUUGAGGUCAGCUGGGAUCACUCAGCCAAUGACAUCGUCCUCUACAGACUCUCGUGGGCACCGUUCACAGGUGGCGACACAAAAGAGGUGGUCUUGAGUGGAAGUGAUAACAGAUACAUCCUGACCAGUCUGAGUCCGUCUACUGAGUAUGAAGUGAUGUUGACGGCUGUGUUCAAAGAUGAAUCAGAGAGUGACACCAUCUCUGUUAUAGAGACCACAUUGGCCAAGACAACAACGAUUGCUACAACCACAGUAGGACGUCAGGCUGUGAGAAACCUUCAGCUGAGCGACGAGACCACCCAGAGCUUAGAGGCAUCAUGGGAGAUGGAAGACCCCCAUGUGGAGAGCUACAGGGUCUCCUAUGCUGGCCUCAGGGGUGACCACAAAGAGGAGUCUGUGUUAGUUCCAGGUGGUCAGAGGAGAGUUGUGCUUCAGCCUUUACUAUCAGACACCCAGUACAAAGUGACAGUCACGCCAGUGUACAAGGACGGACAGGACGGCAUCAGUGUCUCUGCCCUGGGAGCCACAUCGCCCCUCUUGUCUCCUGGAAAUCUCCGCGUGUCAGAGGAGUGGUACAGCCGGUUCAGGGUCACCUGGGAUCCACCUCAGUCUCCAACAGAGGGUUACAGGAUCGUCUACCAGCCCAUUUAUGUUCCAGGACCAGUUUUGGAGACAACUGUGGGUGAAGAUGUGAACUCCAUGCUCCUUCUGAAUCUUCUGAGCGGGACAGAAUACAGCGUUCAAGUGACAGCUUCCUACCCUACAGGACAAAGUGAACCACAACUCGUGAAUGCUAAAACAAUGUUCCUCGGCGUCUCUGGCUUGUCAACCUACCAGGUGCGUUCCAACAGCAUGUGUGUCCAGUGGCAGCCUCUUCUACACGCCACGUUAUACAGAGUGUCCAUACAGUCUACACUCAAUAGUCAAAGACAGGAAGUGAGCCUGGGAGGUGGUGCUUCCCGACAGUGCUUCUAUGACCUCACUCCCAGCAGCCAAUACGAGAUAAGUGUCCAUACGCAGAUGCAAGAAAUGGAGGGACCUUCGGUCUCCAUCACUGACAUGACGUUGCCAGCACCCAUUCAAGCCCCGAGUGAACCACCCACCACAGAGCCCCCCCCUACCAUCCCGCCCGCUAAGGAAGUGUGCAAGGAGGCCAAGGCUGACCUGGCGUUCCUGGUCGAUGGCUCCUGGUCCAUCGGAGACGACAAUUUCAUGAAGAUCACACGUUUCCUUUACAGCACCAUGGGAUCACUGGAUCUGAUUGGACCAGAUGGCACUCAGGUGGCCAUUGCUCAGUUCAGCGACGAUGCUCGGACAGAAUUCCAGCUGAGUUCCCAUGGCAACAAGGAAGCACUGCUGGAGGCUAUUCAGAGGAUCAGAUACAAAGGAGGAAACACCAAGACAGGUCGGGCCAUCAAACAUGUGAAAGAGUCCAUUUUCACUCCAGAGGCCGGAGCCAGACGGGGCGUCCCUAAGGUCCUGGUUGUCCUGACUGACGGGCGUUCACAAGAUGAUGUCAACAAAGUGUCCAAGGAGAUGCAGAUGGAGGACUACAUCAUCUUUGCCAUUGGCUUUGCGGACGCGGACUACGGAGAGCUGGUGAAUAUCGCCAGCAAGCCCAGUGAUAGACACGUCUUUUUUGUGGACGAUUUGGAUGCUGUGAAGAAAAUAGAAGAACAGCUCAUUACCUUUGUCUGCGAGGCCGCCACUGCCACUUGUCCGUCUGUUUUGAUGAGUGGUAACACCAUGGCAGGUUUCCGUAUGAUGGAGAAGUUUGGCCUGGUAGAGAAGGAGUACAGCACGAUACCAGGAGUUUCUCUGGAGCCGGGGUCGUUCAACAGCUUCCCCUGUUACAGGUUACACCGUGACGCCUUGGUGUCACAGCCCACCAAGUACCUUCACCCUGAAGGUUUACCCUCUGACUACACCAUUUCAAUGAUGCUCCGCCUACUCCCGGAGACCCCGCAGGAGCCCUUUGCAUUGUGGGAAAUCCUCAAGAAAGACAAAGAGCCAUUGGUGGGACUAAUCCUGGACAACUCUGGAAAGACCUUGACGUUCUUCAACUAUGACUACAAAGGAGACUUCCAGACUGUGACAUUUGAAGGAACAGAAAUCAAAAAGAUUUUCCAUGGGAGCUUCCACAAGCUCCAUGUAACCAUCAGUAAGACUUCUGUGAAGGUGGUGUUAGAUUGUUCUGUGGUUGGGGAGAAAUCCAUCAGUGCAUCUGGUAACAUCACCACCGAUGGAGUGGAGGUCCUCGGAAGGAUGUUUCGGUCCAGAGGUCCACAGGACAACUCUGCUCCGUUCCAGCUCCAGAUGUUUGACAUCAUCUGCAGUACAUCCUGGGCGAGCAGAGAUAAGUGUUGUGAACUGCCAGCAUUGAGAGUUGAGGAGCAAUGCCCUCCCAUGCCUCAUGCCUGUACCUGCUCCCAGGAUAGCAAAGGACCCCCAGGACCCUCUGGACCCCCUGGUGGUCCAGGCAUAAGGGGAGCUAGAGGAGACAGAGGAGAGCCAGGAAUAACGGGACCUCAAGGGCCAGUGGGAGAGAUUGGCCCACCUGGACACCCAGGACCACCUGGUCCUCAGGGACCCAGUGGACUCUCCAUUCAGGGGCCCCCGGGCGCUGCUGGAGAAAAGGGAGAGAGAGGAGAGAUCGGUCCAGCCGGACAAGUGGGUGUUGCUGGAAGCCCUGGCUCACCUGGUAGAGACGGCCCCCCAGGAGCAAGGGGUUUGCCGGGAAAUAGCGGACCACAGGGACGACAAGGACCUCCUGGACCCGUUGGAACCCCAGGUGCACCUGGAGCUCCAGGACCAGGUGGGCCAGCAGGGUCCCAAGGAGAUCAAGGGCUUCCUGGCCCUGCUGGUAGCAAAGGGGAUAAGGGAGAAAGAGGUGAUGUGCAAUCCCAAGCUGCUGUUCGAGCCAUCGCACGGCAAGUGUGUGAACAACUCAUCCAGAGCCACUUGUCUCGUUAUAACUCUAUACUGAACCAGAUCCCUGUCCAGUCUGCGGUGUCGGUCCGAACAGUACCCGGACCACCAGGGGAGCCAGGAAGGAGAGGUGCCCCAGGACCUCAGGGAGAGCAAGGUCCGUCCGGCAGACCUGGCUUCCCUGGUACCAGUGGCCAGAACGGAAGACCUGGGGAGAGAGGUCUGCCAGGAGAGAAGGGAGAGAGGGGGAAUCCAGGGGUUGGGAGUCAGGGACCUCGAGGACCAUCCGGACCUCCAGGCCUGCCAGGUGAAGGACGGACAGGCAGCCAGGGCCCACCUGGUCGACCUGGUAACUCGGGGACAGCGGGGAGGCCGGGGAAUCCAGGUGCCACUGGACCGGCUGGCCCACCAGGAUACUGUGACCAGAACUCCUGUCUGGGAUACAAUGUUGGAGUUCAACAGGACUAUGGGAAUGAUUACUGAGGAGCAUUCUCCAACCGUCCUCCUCCUCCUCCUUUUCCUCCUCCUGUGCUCAC
Molecule: messenger RNA, 5360 nt
Organism: Seriola dumerili (greater amberjack)
Lineage: Eukaryota; Metazoa; Chordata; Actinopteri; Carangiformes; Carangidae
Gene: col14a1a
Product: collagen type XIV alpha 1 chain
Exons: 47
Coding region: 1-5307 (1768 amino acids)
Cellular component (GO): interstitial matrix
Molecular function (GO): protein binding
Source: RefSeq, a predicted model, not a curated record